Molecule: messenger RNA, 1218 nt
Organism: Zingiber officinale
Lineage: Eukaryota; Viridiplantae; Streptophyta; Magnoliopsida; Zingiberales; Zingiberaceae
Product: probable ATP synthase 24 kDa subunit, mitochondrial
Exons: 7
Coding region: 91-822 (243 amino acids)
Biological process (GO): pollen development
Source: RefSeq, a predicted model, not a curated record
CUCGUUUGGCAAUGAGCGAUAGUUGCAGUCGAAGGCGCAAGGGAAUCAAUCCAUAGCAACCAGAGCCGGACUAGAGCUGCUGCAGCCGCCAUGGCGUUGGUUUCUCGUCUCCUAUCUCGAUCCCGACAGUUAUAUGCUGGUCAGAUAUUUUUUCAGCACGAUCAUGGAAUGCCAGUCCGAUCCUAUGCAAAAGAAGCUUCAGCUUCUAAUCUUCCACCAUUGAAAGGAGAUGAGAUGCUGAGGAACAUCUUUUAUGAUGUCAAAAACAAAUUUGAAACUGCCUUCAGUGUGCUUCGAAAGGAAAAGAUCACUAUUGAUCCUGAUGACCCAGCAGCUGUAUCCCAAUAUGCCAAAGUCAUAAAAACCAUAAGGGAAAAAGCUGAUCUGUUGUCAGAAUCACAGAAAAUUAAGUACGCAAUUGAUCUACAGACACAAGAUAUUCCUGAUGCUCGAACAUAUCUGUUAACACUACAGGAGAUACGAAUCAAGAAUGGCCUUGCAGAUGAUAUCGGUGCUGAGCCUUUGAUGAUGGAAGCUUUGGAGAAGGUUGAGAAAGAGAUUAAAAAGCCACUGCUCAGGUCUGACAAAAAGAACAUGUCUCUUCUCUUGGCUGAGUUUGACAAGGUCAACAAAAAGCUGGGAAUUAAGAAGGAAGACCUUCCAAAGUACGAAGAACAAUUGGAACUUAAAGUUGCUAAAGAGGAUUUGGAUGGUCUGAAGAAGGAUGCUAUUGAAGCAAUGGAGACCCAGCUUAAAAGGGAGGAAUUCAAGGAUGAGGAGUUGGUUGAUGUCAAAUCUUUGGAUAUUAGAAACUUUUUCUAAGAUAAAGUUUCUAAUAUUAUUGCCCAAACGGCCAAACCCUAAGGCUUCGCUUUCUUUUGUCCCUUCCUACAUGCAUUAUUUUGAUGUCUCCUUAUUUUACCCAAAUAAUGCUAAACCCUUGAAUUGCACGCAAACAGAGACACCAUAGUGUGUAUGUGUGCAUGCAUGCGUGCGCAGAAGAUUGGAAAAUCUGCAGUUCAACGUACUAAUGGAAUUCUCUAGUUUAUCAGAAAAUUGCUUUUCUUAUGAGUCGAUGCUUUCUGUGAAUGUUGCUCUCAAGAAUGUGGUUUGUUGAGAUGUGGACAAAUUUCAAUUUCCAUUUCUUGGCUGAGUAUGUAUGAAGAGAAUUAAACAUUUCCAAUAAGAAAACAGUGUUAAAUUUCUCAAAACCAUUCA